Messenger RNA from Guyanagaster necrorhizus, 2273 nucleotides. RefSeq lists its product as uncharacterized. Gene Ontology annotation, cellular component: chromatin. Gene Ontology annotation, molecular function: SUMO ligase activity; zinc ion binding. The transcript is spliced from 10 exons. The coding region runs from base 86 to 2113 and encodes 675 amino acids. NCBI's taxonomy places the organism in Eukaryota, Fungi, Basidiomycota, Agaricomycetes, Agaricales, Physalacriaceae. The record is from RefSeq and is a predicted model, not a curated record. Gene Ontology annotation, biological process: protein sumoylation.
GGUCCUCUGACGCUCAAAGUCCCAGUGGUCGGCGAGUCAGUCCCUUGCCACCUCUUGCUCCCUGACAUUCUCAAUUCCAUUUUGAAUGGCCAGCGCCGACCCAUGGUCAGAGUUUGAAAUUAUCCGGCACAAUGUCAAGUUGAACACAGUCGACAAACUGAAGCAAAUUCUCGCUGGACUGAAUGACGAGUGUGGUGUCUACUUACCGAGGACUGGUAAAAAGCAAGAAAUUAUCGAUCGCAUCGUGUCUACGCUGGAUAACUGGAAGGCACAGAACUACCUGGACAAGUGGGCCAAGGCCCGGGCCAUUUUAUAUCAAGUGCGGACUUUCGGCGUCUAUUCGCCAGCCCGGCCAUCAACUUCGAACGCGUCCCCUCCCACCGCCAACCCCGUACAUGCCAUGAAGCCCCCCCCUUACCCUGCUCACAAUACCCUCCUAAAUGGUCAUUAUGACCCGUAUCCACCUCCUCGAAAACCCUCGGGCUCACUCCCUUCGACAUCUGGCCCUCCUAAGCCUCUCACGUCUAAACCAGUAUUGCGUUUCAAGGAUUCCCCAUUUUUCGAAAUUGACCAACCUGUAUCGUCCGUGGUGGAAUGCCCAGAAUCAAACAGCUCCACGGAUCGUCGGCAGCAGAAUGUCAUGUUCGCCUUGACUAACGAUCAGAUCGCUAAGCUCAAGUCCCACAGCCCGAAAUAUGAACUACGUCUAUAUUGCACCUCAUCGAUAUUUUAUUCUCCUAAUCCCACAUUCCGUACCAACACUGCUCCUUGUCUUAUAGAAUUUCCGCCGACAUGCGAAGUUCGUGUCAAUAACGUACAAGUGACGGCCAGUCUCAAAGGUUUGAAGAAGAAACCGGGAACAGCCCCACCACCUGACUUGGGAAAAUACGUCAGGAUGGGUCCUAGUUCGAACAAAGUCGAGAUGGUAUAUGUGAACAGCCAGCAACCCGUCCAGUCUAAAAAAUUCUAUCUUGUCGUUAUGCUUGUGCGGACUACGCCGGUGGAAUCGCUGGUGGAUAAGCUUGCACAAACGGGCUACACGGAUGCAAAAGAUAUCCAAGCAAAGAUGAAGGCAUCGAUGUCAGACGACGAUGAUAUUAUCGUCGGUCCUCAGAAAAUGUCCUUGAAGUGUCCGUUGAGCUUUAUGAGAGUUCAAACACCUUGUCGGUCUUCUAAAUGCGUGCACCCCCAGUGUUUCGAUGCUACUUCUUGGUUUUCCAUGAUGGAGCAGACGACGACGUGGCUGUGCCCUGUUUGCGAGAAAGUUCUUGAUCACAAAGACCUCAUUAUCGAUGGCUACUUUGAUAGCAUUCUGCAUCAAUGCCCAGACAGUGUAGACGACGUUUUUGUUGAGGCUGACGGUGAAUGGCAUACGGCUGACUCGAAAUAUGGUUCUGCCCCAUGGAAAGCGAAACACCCUCCCGACAAGCCUACUAUUUUAUUGCCACCUCGUAGACCUCUUUCUGCCGUCAAAAGUUUAUCUCUAUCGAACGGCAAACCCCCUGCGGGUCCAGAAGACAAGCCUCGGCGCCAUCCUUCCGAGAUUGUAAUCCUGGAUUCGGACGAUGAAGAUGAAGGCAGGGUUAAGCGCGAGCUCUCUGUUUCGUUUGGAAACUCUUCAAGCCCCUCAUUGCCGGACAGCCAAUCGACCACAGCGCCACCACCUUCGGCAGCUCAGUCGCAAGCUGCUUCAGUUAUCGAUUUGACAUUGGAUGACUCUGACGACGAGAUUAUUCAAAGCAAAACAGCUGGGAAACGAAAGGCAGCAGACGCCGAACUGACAUCGGUGUCGCCGACGGAGCCUAUAUGGAAGAAAGGGCGAACGGAAAAUGACCGGUCCGCGCCUGUACCCCUCACAGCGAUUGAUCGAGACUAUAUUAGGACUGCUCACCAAUCCCCUCAUCAGUAUCAUCCAUCUCCUGUCCACGUCGCAAGCAAUGGCGGCGGUGGGCACUUUGGACCAUUUUACUCGAGUACAGGUCAUCACUCCUCAUCGAUCUUUGGAAACGGGUACUUGGAUCGAGACAGGCUACCGUCCACGUCAGGACACCCGCCAUCAUCUUAUAUCUCGAGGGUAACGGGGAGCUCGAGUAGUAGUCGACCGUGGUCAUGACACUGUACGUAUUAUUGCAUAUCCUACACAUUGACUUAACUUUCCAUCUCUGAUUUUAUUGGUAGCCGUAGUACAUGUAAUGCAAUGGUUUUAAGCCUAAGUAGUGUACGAAGUCCGUUCUACUCGUGCACAAGAGUAAUAAUAAACAACCGUUUGUCGC